Molecule: messenger RNA, 2343 nt
Organism: Liolophura sinensis
Lineage: Eukaryota; Metazoa; Mollusca; Polyplacophora; Chitonida; Chitonidae
Product: oocyte zinc finger protein XlCOF6-like
Exons: 2
Coding region: 202-2271 (689 amino acids)
Biological process (GO): regulation of DNA-templated transcription
Molecular function (GO): DNA-binding transcription factor activity, RNA polymerase II-specific; RNA polymerase II cis-regulatory region sequence-specific DNA binding
Source: RefSeq, a predicted model, not a curated record
UAUUUUUCUCCUAAUUUGCCCGCAAACGGCAUAGUAUUUUGUUUAACCUUUCUUCUUUGAGAUGGCUUUGACUUUAUCGGUACUUAGCAGAUUAAAGGUGGCUAUAUGCUGAGCAGUCUUUGCUCUAAGUUAAGGAAAUAGCUUUUCCUGCUGGGCAAAAGGAUUGGUACAGAAAGUGUUGAGGUAUACAAGGUAGAUAAAAUGGAAACAAGUAAAUUGCAGAGGAAGGCAGAGGAAGAGUGUGACAAGAAGGAGACUGAAAGCAGUGACCUUGAGGCUGAAGUCGGACAGGAAAGUCUUGGUCAUACAUCACAGAGUAGCCUCCCUUCCAUGCAGUCAGUUGAUACCAACAGCAAAUCUGAAUCAGGUGUUCCUUUGAACACAAGAGUGUCUGAAAUUAACGUUAAAUAUCUGAUUAACCACAGCGUUCAUCUCAAAGGUGAUAAUGUUUCCAGUGAGCAAGUGCGUCAUAAUGAAGGAAUGGGGGGUAAGAGUUUACUGCGUAAAAUUCUGUCAGCCUCGUCUGUUAAGAGUGAAAAAGCUGAAUUGACCCAGAAACGCCUUGGUGUAGAGUCUCUUCAUGAAGGAAAUUCUUCUCCUCUUGGGACUGACUUCGCUGCAGGGAGACCGGUUAUACAAUCGAAGAGAAUGUCAAGAAUAACUGACAGGCUGAAGUUACGUGUUCUUUCAGCAAAUAGCAAGCCUGAAUCUGGUAGUGACAGUGAAGUAAGUGGAGGGUCAUUACAGACAGCUGACUCUAACAACACUGCGGAGUCAUCAGGAACUAUACCAUCACUUGGCGAGGACAAAAACAGUACAGAUGCUGUGAGACAUUUUGCAUCUUGUCUUGAUGUAUCUGUGAAGGAUAGCCCACCUAGUUCUGCAGCUGUGGUCAAGGUUGAGGAGGAUGCUGAUUCAGCUACAUGCAGGAAACAACAUGAAUGCAAUGUUUGCCAGAAAAGCUUUCCUUCUUUAAUCUGCCUCAAUACCCACAAACAAACACAUGAAGGUAAAAAUGGAUAUAAACACACGAACAGUAUUAGAAGAAAAGCAUUUACUCCACGCAACAGAUUGAAACCAGACGAUUCGACGACUUCAAAAGAAGGCGCCCAGAGCUCUAACGCACUUGGCGAAAGCGUUCCCAGUGUGUCUAAAGAGAAGACCCCAAGGCCAUCUAAAAUACAGACUGAUGACAAGCCUUGCAUCUGCAGUAUUUGUGGUAAAUGCUUUAGGCUGCCUUGCUUAUUAAGGCAACACCGUAAAACUCACUUAGGUUUAAAACCACACAACUGCAGCAUUUGUGGCAAAGGUUUUACCCAGCUUGCUCACCUUAAAGUACAUAUUCGAUCACACACAGGUGAAAAACCUUACACUUGCAAUAUUUGUCAUAAAAACUUCACCCUCCAAUCUUCGGUAAAGAGACAUAGCCUAAUACACUGUAGUGAAAGGCCCUUUAAGUGUAGCAUGUGUGGCAAAAGCUAUACUUGCAUGUCUGACCUAGGUAAACACGAGAAAACUCAUUCGGAAACUCUGUCCAAAAAGGCUAAUAGUCACUUGUGCAAAACUUGUGGCAAACGUUUUCCUCGUCAGUCGGAAUUAAGGAGGCACUCUUACAUACAUACAGGUGAAAGGCCUUACGUUUGUAGCACAUGUGGGAAAGGCUUUCCAGAACACUACAAGCUGAGAAUACACAAUUUGAUUCACACAGGUGAAAAACCACAUGUGUGUGAUGUUUGUGGCAAACGUUUUACCCAGCAGUCGGGGUUAAUCUCGCACAGUGUAACCCACACAGGGCAGAGGCCAUACAGCUGCGAUACAUGUGGUAAAAGCUUCACCCACCCAUCCGCUCUGUCCACACAUAAGCGAAUUCACACAGGGGAAAAGCCAUUCACCUGCACUACCUGUGGCAAAAGCUUCGGCAAAAAUUGCUCACUGAAAACACACAUGCUUACCCACACAGGCGAAAAGCCUUUUGUCUGCGAUGUGUGCGGCAAAAGUUACAAUCAGUCAUAUAAAUUAAAAACGCAUAAAGUGAUACAUACAGGUAGAAUGCCUUACAACUGUGACCUGUGUGGGAAAGGCUUUACUGAACAGUCUGGUUUAAAACGACAUGGCCAGUCACAUACAGGUGAAAAGCCAUUCACCUGUGAUAUCUGUGGUACGAGUUAUACCCGUCAGUUCUCACUGAAAAUACACUAUAAAAAAUGUCAAGCAUCUGUACUGAAAAAUGGGCCGAGUAAUUCUUCUUCAACAGAUAUGACAAAAAGUUAAAAUUUUACAUUCACAAAGACUGCAUGGUGGUAUAUUAACUUUCAUUUACUCCUACAUGUAUUUCUUUGUAUG